GGUUUGUGUAUGACAGUAAACACAAUCUGCAGAUGCGUGGGCUGGUGGUGUUGUUGAUGUCUAAAGCAGCAGGACGGAGUGAAUCGGCGUCUGACGCUCUCCUGCCCGACAUGAUCAGCGGCAUUUACCCCAGUCAGCGCAGCCUGGCCGAGAUCACCGAGCUGAUCCACACGGCGUUCCUGGUGCAUCGUGGGAUUGUGAAUUUAAAGGAGUGGACGUUCUCAGACGGGCCGCUCAAGGACAUGCAGUUCGGGAACAAGAUGGCCGUCCUGAGCGGCGACUUCCUGUUGGCCAACGCCUGCACGGGAUUGGCUCAGCUGAACAACACCAAGGUGGUGGAGCUGAUCUCCAGUGCCAUUGGAGACUUGGUGCAGGGCGUGUACUACGAGAACUCCAACUCCGCAGAGGGAAAGCUGUCGAUGGCGUCAUGGGAGGACCAGGCGUUCCUCUCCCAUGGUGCAUUGCUGGCUAAGAGCUGCCAGGCGGCCAUGGAGUUGGCGAGGCACGACGCGGAGGCUCAGACUCUCGCUUACGAGUAUGGAAAACACCUCGCUCUCGCACACAAGCUGAAUUUGGACCUGCAGCCGUUCAUGAAGAGCGGUUCCGACCCGGUGGUCUUCUCUCUGGACUCGGCUCCUGCGGUUUUCCACCGGCUGAUCGUCGGACACGAGAUUUGGACGCGCCAGUUACAGCAGGUAUCGCACGGCGCCCCGGGAUCCCGGACUCUGAUUGGUCAGAAGGCCCAGAACUCCACACCACAGACGGAUUACUCGAAGCUGUGGUCUGGGAUUAGAUCUGGGGGCGGAGUGAAGCAGGCUGUUGACCUCUGCACCGAGCACGGAAACACAGCGCUGGAGGCCAUCCGGCGUUUCCCCCCGUCCGAGGCUCGCUCGGCUCUCGAGAACAUCGCCGGCGCCGUCACCAGGUUCUGAUGGAACCACGCCAGAUCCGGAGUCUGAGCUCCGCCCUCGUCCGGCCCGAGCGUCCGGAGUCGCGCGUUUUGAACCCUGCGUCGGUGACGGAGCCGGCCGAGAGGAACGGCGGAUCUUUGUAAGAACCAUCGGACGAUUUUAACGAGGAUUUUACAGUACACUUCUGAAGGCACAGAGGCAUCGCCAUGACAACAGCGACGACACGGACAACGCAGAUUGCGUGUUUUGUUCCGCGGGCGGA
Ictalurus furcatus (blue catfish) is the source of this 1173-nucleotide messenger RNA. It is a transcript of the gene pdss2, whose product is annotated as prenyl (decaprenyl) diphosphate synthase, subunit 2. Lineage: Eukaryota; Metazoa; Chordata; Actinopteri; Siluriformes; Ictaluridae. Gene Ontology annotation, biological process: ubiquinone biosynthetic process; isoprenoid biosynthetic process. Gene Ontology annotation, cellular component: mitochondrion; transferase complex. The coding region runs from base 33 to 932 and encodes 299 amino acids. Gene Ontology annotation, molecular function: prenyltransferase activity. The record is from RefSeq and is a predicted model, not a curated record. The transcript has 7 exons.